Molecule: messenger RNA, 745 nt
Organism: Triticum aestivum (bread wheat)
Lineage: Eukaryota; Viridiplantae; Streptophyta; Magnoliopsida; Poales; Poaceae
Product: non-specific lipid transfer protein GPI-anchored 15
Exons: 4
Coding region: 19-357 (112 amino acids)
Source: RefSeq, a predicted model, not a curated record
AACGGUUGCUCGAGCGUGAUGAUGACCCUAUCCCCAUGCCUUGACUUCAUCGGAAGCAAAGCCCUGGAGCCCGGCUUCUCCUGCUGCACCACGCUCGCCGGCAUCGUCCAGACCGACCCCCGUUGCCUGUGCAUGGUUCUCGAUGGCAGUGCGGCGUCAUUUGGCAUCGCCAUUAACCACACGAGGGCCCUGGAGCUCCCUGGCAUCUGCAAGGUCCAAGCACCGCCGAUUAGCCAAUGCACAGCCAUCCCAGUUCCUCCAGCAACAGCGCCAGAGGACCCACCGGAGGAGACGAGCAACCAAGUCGCAGAUGCACCUAAAGAGUACACGAGUAUUUACCACCCUAGACCAAUGUAAGUUAAAAAAUUCUGGUGAUCAAGGAAGCCCGAAUUCGAAUGCAACAUCAAGCUCCAGGAACUCAAAGAGUGCAGCAAAUUUGAUGGUCACUAUGCUUAUACCUACAUGUGCAUUAAUCUAUGUCUUCUAAGUGUUGGACAGUUUCAUUUUCUGCGGCCUUGUAUUAAAUGACAAGACCAAUAGAAUACCAUUUAGUAUGAUAUAUCUUUCCGAUGAGUCUCAGCAAAAAAAUGUCGUGUCAUUCAGUAUAAGAAGCCAAUUAACUCCAGCAGAUGUGCAUAACAUGAAUUAACACGUAUAGCUAGCUACAUUGACAUAACAUUUUUUGUCAAGCAUACUUUGCCUGGUAUUUUCGAGUUAUCAAACUGUUUCGCAAGUAAUUAUUUCA